AAUUCAACACACUUGCUGAGAACAAGAAUUUUGAUGACCUAGCUGCUGAAGUGCAGUGUCACAGUCCUAAGUGCAGGCUUCAACAAAGCUGCUUGAGCAGGAGUUCCAGUUGAGUGACUGAUAUGGCAGAUGGAAGUGACGAGGGCAAGGAGCUCUCGCCAGAAUCCACUGGCCAAGCGUUUGGUGAGGUCAUUCGAGACUACACUCCGGAUCCCAACGCGACGUGGCGAAAUGGGAGACCGGACUACUUUCUAGUAAAUCGGACCUUCUUCGACCAUCGAUCGCUGGAGCACGAAGUAGGCUCACUGGAAGCGGUGGUCAGCAAACUGAUAAAGAACUGGGCGGUGGAAGCCCAUCACGUUGCAGACGUUCAUUUAUGGAAGACUAUGGACAUCUCCAAGUUUCAGGCUGCUUUAAAUGGAGCAUGCCCGUUCCUUGCCCAACAAAUGUCAGACUUGGGAUCGUGCAACUUGUUCCUGGGUCAGACAAGAGAAUACAAUUGCCGCAUACAUAGCUUUGAGACAGCUCAGAAGAUCUUCCGCACUGCAUUCCCGAUGGGCUUCGCCUGGGAAUGCCUUGAGGUGUUCUCUGGGCCUCCAACUGUGGUCUUCAAAUGGAGACACUUUGGGAAGUACACUGGCGUUUUCACUGACAAAUCUGGGAAAAAGUACAAAGGCAAUGGAAAGAUGCUCAGCAUCGUCGGCAUGUGCAUUGCAAAGGUUAAUGCUGAACUUCUGAUCUCGGGCCUAGAUGUUUACUACAACCCGGAAGAACUCACUGGACUGUUAACUACAAUGGUGGAUUCCAAUUGGCGGCCUGUUGGUGAUGAAGAAGCAGAUGGGGCCGCUCAAGGAGGUGGCUGUCGGAACCUUGGUGGCUGUCGGAACAAUGGGCAUAAUUCGUGCGAGGUCAUGUAACAGAGCAAAAAGGCCUGUUGCAAAGCAAGAUGCAUUUCUGCGUGACUUGCAAUGUCUACA
Messenger RNA from Durusdinium trenchii, 977 nucleotides. Lineage: Eukaryota; Dinophyceae; Suessiales; Symbiodiniaceae. The record is from the annotation of a GenBank genome assembly.